Messenger RNA from Magnolia sinica, 2802 nucleotides. RefSeq names its product receptor-like protein 7. Lineage: Eukaryota; Viridiplantae; Streptophyta; Magnoliopsida; Magnoliales; Magnoliaceae. Gene Ontology annotation, molecular function: protein binding. The transcript has 3 exons. The coding region runs from base 1 to 2802 and encodes 933 amino acids. The record is from RefSeq and is a predicted model, not a curated record.
AUGGCUCUCUUCUUUUCUUCUAAAAACAACCCAGCAUUUCUCGUUCUCUUCUUUUUAUCAUCUCUUCUCUUUCUCACUACCCAACAAUGCAACCAUCAUCACUUCUCUGCUUUACUCCACCUCAAGCAUCGUUUUCACUUCAUUGAUGAUUACAGCCUCUCUACUCUCCCCUCUUGGAAUUCAAACAAUACCGAUUGCUGCUCUUGGGAACGCAUCACGUGCGAUGGACCCACUGGUCACGUGAUCAGCCUCGACCUCAGUGAGCUCUAUAUCUCUGGUCGGAUUGAUUUUGAAAGCCUCUUUCGUCUUCGGAGCCUGCAGAAGCUCAACCUCGCUUACAAUGAGUUUGAUGGCUCUCCAAUCCCAUCUGGGUUUGACCAGCUCACCAGUUUGACCCAUCUCAACCUCUCUCGGUUGUCCUUUUAUGGCCAAAUCCCACUGGAAAUCUCCCGCUUGACCACUUUGGUUUCUCUCGAUCUUUCUCGCAAUGAAUAUUGGAAUGGUUCAUCCUUUGAAAACCUGAAACUCGAAAACCCAAGCAUUGGAGCAGUCGUCCAAAACCUGUCCAAUCUGAGUGAACUCUAUCUGGACUGGGUACACAUCUUACUGCAGGGCCAGACCUUAGAUUUGCCACUCCCUAAUCUCCGCAAGUUGAGCUUACAAGAUUGUCUUCCUUCAGAUUGUGGAUUGCAUGGAAAAUUCCCUGAGAGUGUUUUCCAGCUGCCAAAUCUACAAAUCAUCGACAUAUCAGGCAAUCCACUUGUAGCUAUCAAUUUGCCGGAGUUCCCUCAAAACAAUACUUUACAGCAAUUGAUCCUUUCAUACACUGGAUUUUCAGGAAAAUUACUAGAUUCUCUCAGUAAUCUCAAAUUCUUGACUCAUUUAGGCCUCAGAAAUUGCAACUUGUCAGGAUCAUUACCAUCCUCGCUUUUGAACCUUACCAAACUGCAAUAUCUGGAUCUUUCAUUCAAUAAAUUGAGCGGCCCAAUUCCUUCUUCAAAUGGCAAUGAACUUCUGAAUCUCAAAGUGAUCAGGUUAUCAAAUAAUUUGCUUAAUGGGACCAUUCCAUUAUCACUGUUUUCACUCCCAUCAUUACAUACGCUGGACCUCACAGGUAACCAACUUAGUGGUCAACUUGGCGAGUUUCACAAUGCCUCUUCUUCACAGCUGCAGAUCCUCUAUUUGGAUAGCAAUAAAUUGCAGGGGAUGAUACCCAGAUUUAUCUUUCAACUUACCAAGCUUCAACUACUUUACCUUUCUUCCAAUAAUUUCAGUGGUGUUGUGGAGCUAGGCUUAUUUCAAAACCUCAAAAACCUUUACCAUCUGGAUCUUUCAGAUAACAACUUGUCAGUCCAAUAUGGCAGUGGUAAUUCCACAUUUGUUUCCUUCCCCCAGUUUCAAUCUUUGUUGUUACGUGCUUGCAACAUCAGCACAUUUCCAAAUUUCUUGAGAAAUCAAUUGCAGUUGAGUGAAUUGGACCUUUCCAAUAAUAAAAUUGGUGGUGAAAUACCCAAAUGGAUAUGGGAGGUUGGCUAUGGGUCUUUAAACUCUCUAAAUCUUUCUCACAACGUUCUACAGGGAACAGAACCGUCUCCCCAUCUUUUGUUGAGUGACUUGAGCAUCCUGGACAUUAGCUCCAACAAGCUAGAAGGCUCACUUCCUAUCCCACCACCUUCCAUUCUUUUCUUUUCAGUUUCAAACAAUAGCCUUGGUGGUGAAUUCCCUCGAUCAGUUUGCAAUGCAACAUCCCUAACAGUCCUUGAUUUAUCUCACAAUCACUUCAUUGGUCAGAUUCCACCAUGUUUGGGUGAGAUUGGUGAUGCCUUGUGUGUGUUGAAUCUUCAAGGAAAUGCUUUCAAUGGCACCUUACUUCAGACAUUUAAAGAGGGAUGUAACAUACAAACGCUUGAUCUCAGUGGGAAUCAAUUAGAGGGCCAAGUGCCAAGGUCUUUGGCUAAUUGCAAAAUGUUGGAGUUAUUAAACUUGGGAAACAAUCAAAUGAAUGACACCUUCCCUUUAUGGUUGGGAGCUUUGUCCCAGUUGCGUGUUCUCGUCUUGAGAUCCAACCAAUUUCAUGGCACCAUUAGGCAUCCUCUAACAAAUCACCCUUUCCCACUGUUACAAAUUUUUGACCUCUCUUUCAAUAGCUUUGAGGGUAAUUUGCCAUCAAAUAUGUUCAAGAGCUGGAAGGCAAUGAUGGAAGAUGACAAAUCCCAAUCUUUGGUCCUUGGCAAAAUGAUAAACAUCAGUUCCAUAUACUAUCAAAACAAAGUGUCCGUAGUCAACAAAGGGCUAAUGAUGGAAGUGGUAAAGAUCCUUACUGCCUUCACUGUAGUGGAUCUCUCCAAGAACAAAUUUCAUGGGAAUAUUCCAAAAUCAAUUGGGGAUCUAAAGUCACUCCUUGUGCUCAAUAUGUCCAACAAUGGUUUAACUGGUGGAAUUCCAACAUCACUUCAGAAUCUAAGGGAUCUAGAGUCAUUAGAUCUCUCACAUAAUAAAUUAUCUGGAGAGAUCCCUUGGCAGCUAACAGAGCUAACAUUCCUUGCAGUGUUGAAUCUCUCACAGAAUUUUCUCGUGGGAAAAAUACCACAAAAUCAGCAGUUUCUUACAUUUAACAACGAAUCAUUCAAAGAUAACUUAGGAUUGUGUGGACCUCCACUAUCAAAGAACUGUGAAGAUGCAGAGAAUGCACCACCAUUCACUCUGUCAACAUUGCAAUCUGAAAGGAAAUAUGAUUGGGAAUUAAUGUGGAUAGGAUUUGGAGUUGGACACGGAUUGUUUCUUGUAUUUGCAGCUACCUGA